AUGGCCCUUACCGACAUUGAAAGGUUCAAGAAUAACAGUGUCCUUGGAUCACAGGGAUUCCACUUUUUGGCUGGCCAGAAGCGUCGUAGACUGACAAUUCAAGCUGGCCUCGUCGAAAAUAUAUCCCCUCCAUUACACACCCUCAUCAACAAUGGCAUUAUGAAAGAGUCGGUAUCGCGAGAGGCGGUGUUGAAUGAUGUGGAGGAAGACACAUUCGUUGCAUUAUGUGAGAGGUUAUCGCAGGUUUUAUUCGACCCCUUCUCACAACAACGAUGCAAGUAA
Penicillium angulare is the source of this 282-nucleotide messenger RNA. RefSeq lists its product as uncharacterized. NCBI's taxonomy places the organism in Eukaryota, Fungi, Ascomycota, Eurotiomycetes, Eurotiales, Aspergillaceae. The coding region runs from base 1 to 282 and encodes 93 amino acids. The record is from RefSeq and is a predicted model, not a curated record. The transcript is spliced from 2 exons.